UAAAGGGAGAUGCUCUUCUUAAUAUAUUAUCGAUUAAUAAUUCCGGACACCACGCGCCGCUGGAUAGAUAUUUCUAGUUCAGAGGACAUCAGAGAAACUGCAAAAACUGAAAAUUGAACUCGUUACCGAUAAACAAAUUUCCGCCAUGAGAGCUCUCCAAGCUUCCACCUCUUACAGCGUCGCCUUCGCCAUUUCAUCCGUCGCUCCGCUUCCGUCGCUGCCGCGUCCGCGCCAACGCCACGUUAUUUCAGCUAAUCAUGAACCGACAGAGAAAUCGGUGGAAAUAAUGAGGAAGUUUUCGGAGCAGUAUGCACGCAGGUCCGGCACGUAUUUCUGUGUCGAUAAAGGCGUCACGUCUGUUGUUAUCAAGGGAUUGGCAGAACACAAGGAUACAUUGGGUGCUCCCCUCUGCCCUUGUAGGCACUAUGACGAUAAAGCUGCUGAAGCACAGCAGGGCUUUUGGAACUGUCCCUGUGUUCCCAUGAGAGAAAGGAAGGAAUGCCACUGCAUGCUUUUUCUAACCCCUGAUAAUGAUUUUGCUGGCCAGGAGCAGAACAUUUCAUUGGAAGAGAUCAAAGAAACAACGGCAAAUUUAUGAUACUUCAGUCUUGUAUGAUCUUUUUUGAAUGGACAAUGCAUGUACAUCUGUAUCAUGAUCAAGAAAAUAUAUUUUUGUUGUCCCA
Molecule: messenger RNA, 683 nt
Organism: Sesamum indicum (sesame)
Lineage: Eukaryota; Viridiplantae; Streptophyta; Magnoliopsida; Lamiales; Pedaliaceae
Product: ferredoxin-thioredoxin reductase catalytic chain, chloroplastic
Molecular function (GO): oxidoreductase activity, acting on iron-sulfur proteins as donors
Source: RefSeq, a predicted model, not a curated record